UGAUGACGCAGCAGUCACAUGACGUUUGUUCGGACGCAGCAACAAAUCCACAAUCUCACUAACUGUGUUUUUUUUUCUGUCUUUGGUCAACAAAGCUCAACUCCUCAUACCUGCAAGUUCUGUUAAAUAGACUUUCGAACAGUUUAUAAAAGCAGUGUGGGUCGCUCCAUAUGGAGGCAGAGGGGAUGGAGGAUGAAGGACCUUCCUCCCAGAGUGAAUUUCCACAGAGCGAAGGUGUGUAUCUCCAACUGGCACAGCAGGAAUCCCAGCAUCUGGAGAGCUCAGCCCCUGUAGAGAAUGUGUUUGUGGAUAAGAAAGCGGUGGAUAAACUCACAGAGGGAUUACUCUCUCACUACCUACCAGAUCUACAGAACAAUAAACGAGCACUUCAAGAACUCACACAAAAUCAGCUGAUAUUAUUAGACACACUGGACCAAGAAGUCACCAAAUUCAGAGAAUGUAAUGCCUUACUCGACCUCAAUUCACUGUUUACAGAGGCGAAGGUUUACCACAAUAAACUGGUGAACAUAAGGAAAGAGAUGAUUAUGCUCCACGAGAAGACAACUAAACUAAAGAAAAGAGCUUUGAAGCUGCAGCAGCAGAAGCAGAAGGAGGCGCUGGAGAAGGAGCAACAACGUGAGAAGGAGCUGGAGAGAGAAAGGCAGCUUAUUGCCAAACCUGCUAAAAGAACGUAGGAUCCCUAAGUACUGUUUGCCUGCUGUAUUAAAGGACCAUACAGGGGGUUUUGCAUGUUUUGGCCUAUUUAUUACAUAUCAGCUACACAGCACAUUACUGCUGACCAUUUUCCAAAGCGCAGAUAUUUUAGAUUUUUUUUUUUUUUUUU
This is a messenger RNA of Toxotes jaculatrix (banded archerfish), 844 nucleotides long. RefSeq names its product biogenesis of lysosomal organelles complex-1, subunit 6, pallidin (gene bloc1s6). Bases 171 to 695 code for a protein of 174 amino acids. The transcript is spliced from 6 exons. NCBI's taxonomy places the organism in Eukaryota, Metazoa, Chordata, Actinopteri, Toxotidae. The record is from RefSeq and is a predicted model, not a curated record. Gene Ontology annotation, biological process: intracellular transport. Gene Ontology annotation, cellular component: extrinsic component of membrane; BLOC-1 complex; transport vesicle.